AUGAACCAGCAUAUAUAUACAGGCAGAAAGGAGCACACUCUAGGGACGCUUCCUAGCUUACCAGAGAUCAAUCCAAAAGGAAAUUGUCAUGCCGUGCAGCUCCGUGGCGGGACCACAUACCAGCCCCCACAGGCAGCGGAUUUAGGCAGGGAAAGGAAAGAAAAAGAACAGGAGCCGACUGACUUCACGCCAGCCGCUGAUCAAUCCCAGCGGCCUGCUGCAUCACCUCGCAGCGGCCCGCCGGAAACUCCCCAGCUAGCCGAGCCCGAUUCAGACAUUGAUGCAGAACCAUCGCCAGCGGCCGCUACACCACUUCGCAGCGGCCUGCUACCCGAGAGUCAGCUCCCAGAUCCGCAGUUUCCCAGCACUGCCACCAUCCCGUAUCCCCAGCGAUUGAAGUGCAAGAAGCUAGAUGCACAAUUUACCAAGUUCUUGGAAGCCAUAAGCAAGGUCCACAUCAACAUACCAUUAGUGGAAGCACUGCAACAAAUGCCCAACUAUGUCAAGUUCUUGAAAGAUGUGGUGGCCAAGAAGAGAAAGUGGGGAAAAUACGAGACAGUAGGCCUAACAGAGAACUGUAGUGCUAUUAUUCAGAAAGGAUUAGCUACCAAGCACAAAGAUCCAAGGAGUUUUACUUUAUAUUGUGUUUUGGGAAAUAAUGUAGAAGGUAAGGCAUUGUGUGAUCUUGGAGCAAGUAUUAAUUUGAUGCCUCUAUCUUUCUACAUGAAGCUCAACAUUGACAACAUCCGCCCCACUUCGAUCACCUUGCAAAUGGUAGACAGAAGCACAACAACACCAAGGGGGAUUGUAGAAGAUGUUUUGGUAAGAGUAGGAGAAUUCAUUUGUCCCGCUGACUUUGUCGUUUUGGACAUGCAUGAGACAAGAAGAACUCGAGGUUCUUCCCGAAAGAAUCCCUCAAAAGGGGAACAAAUUCUUGCCAUUGGCACCCCAGAAGAAGAAGAAGAGAUGAAGAAAGCAUUAGGAAAACCACGAGGACCACCUAAGGUAGAAUUGAAGCCACUCCCGGAACACCUCAGGUCUUAUUGGGCGAAAAAGAAGUUGAAUCAAGAUUUCCAAAAGGUCGGCAAAGAAAGGCAUCUCUUUCUCAACGAGAUGGAAGAGUUUCGAAUGGAAGCCUACGAUAGCUCGUUUACUUACAAAGAAAGGAUGAAGGUCUAUCAUGAUAGGAUGAUUAGUCCACGAGAGCUCAAAUUGGGGGAUGUAGUUUUAUUGCAUAAUUCGAGACACUCUCUUUUCCCCGGAAAGUUGAAAUCUAAGUGGACCGGUCCUUACAUGAUCAAGAAAAUCUAUGAUAGUGGGACGGUUGAGUUGCUAGCUCCGGAUGGGACAUUGUUUCAAGUCAACGGCCACCGGGUGCAGAAAUACUAG
Salvia splendens (bonfire salvia) is the source of this 1389-nucleotide messenger RNA. RefSeq lists its product as uncharacterized. The record is from RefSeq and is a predicted model, not a curated record. Bases 1 to 1389 code for a protein of 462 amino acids. Lineage: Eukaryota; Viridiplantae; Streptophyta; Magnoliopsida; Lamiales; Lamiaceae. The transcript has 3 exons.